AUGAGCUUGGCUGUUAUUCUUAUCCUACCAUGUCCUCUGAUGAGUUCAACCCGAACGGCAUCUCCAAACUCCACAGCAUAUCUGGGCUCCACGUUCAUUCAGGAGGCAUUAAGACAGGCUAUAGAGCUGACAGAGGCUGCGUACGCUCGCACCAGUGAGAGAGUAAAGAUGUCGUUGUCUGAGGGUUCUGUGCGUCCCAGUGACCUGCUGGUCCAGUUUAAGCAGACGGGCUAUCGGACCAGAGCCCAUAUCAGAGCCGCAGAGCUGCUGGACAACACUGUGGAGCUGAUCAGAGAGAUGGUGUACACACACACACACACUACGAGCCAGACCAACCUCACAGAGCUCUUCAGUGUGGAGGAUAUGGAGAAUCUCUUACAGUCAACAGGCUGUUCUUCAGAGACUCAGACCCCAGUGUGUCAAUCAGAUUGUCUGUCUCAGAGAUACCGCACCAUCUCAGGACACUGUAAUAACAGACAGAACCCUCUAUGGGGGGCAGCCAACACCCCAUACACUCGCUGGCUCCCCCCACAGUAUGAAGACUCGUGGGGAGCCCCCAGGGGCUGGGACCCCCAGUACACCUACCACGGUUUCAGUCUGCCUCCUGUGCGUGCCGUGUCUCAGGGUGUUUUGUAUACUCAUAAUGAGAACAUUUCUCUGGAUGUUUCUUUCUCUCACCUGCUGGUGGAGUGGGGUCAGUGGAUCGAUCAUGAUUUAGCCCUGACCCCUCAAAGUCCCAGCAGCGCCGCCUUUAGGACCGGAGCAGAUUGCACCCUUACCUGCAACACAGACACACCCUGUUUCCCUAUACAGAUCCCUCUCUCUGACCCACGGAGGCGUGUCCAGAGUUGCAUGCCAUUUUUCCGUUCUGCUCCGAGCUGCAGGGUGGGCCCGUUGCCAUACCAACGGCGUGAGCAGCUGAACGCCAUCACCUCGUUCGUGGACGCCAGCAUGGUGUACGGCAGCUCGGACUCCCUGGCCCUCGCCCUGAGAAACCUGUCCUCCCCGCUCGGCCUGCUGGCUCUCAACCAGCAGCACUCAGACCGCGGACUUGCCUACAUGCCCUUCCUGCCCCGCAGGCCCCCUCACCUGGACCCCUGCGGCCCACGCCCAGGGAACAACGCCAGUCGGCCGGAGACAUCGCACAACCGCAACACGGAGGCUGAGAACAUGACCUUCUGCUUUCAGGCUGGAGACUCACGGGCCAAUGAGCAUCUGGGAAUGAUUGCUCUGCACACAUUGUUUUUGAGAGAACACAACCGAUUGGCUAAGGAACUGCAUCAGAUCAAUCCUCAUUGGAGUCCUGACACACUGUACCAGGAAGCCCGGAAGAUACUAGGUGCCAUUCACCAGAUCGUGUCGUGGGAUCACUACCUGCCGCGGGUAUUGGGGGUGAGAGCCCACUCUGAGCUGAUGCCUGACUACACAGGUUAUGUUCCCGAUGUGAACCCCAGCAUUGCUAACGUCUUCUCUGCCGCCGCCUUCCGCUUCGCCCAUGUCACCGUGCAUCCGGUGGUCAACAGACUGGGCCCCGGUUACCACGACAACCCCGAAUAUCCCGCCCUGCCUUUACACCACUCACUCUUUGCCUCCUGGAGGGUCAUACAGCAGGGUGGUAUAGACCCUGUCUUGCGGGGGCUGUUGCUGUCUCGGGCGAAGCUGCAGAAGCCGGGUCAGAUGAUGGUGGAGGAGCUGACGGAGCGGCUGUUUCAGACAAAGGGUGGUUUGCCCUUUGACCUGGGCUCUCUGAACCUGCAACGGGGCAGAGACCAUGGCCUUCCCGGUUACAGCGCCUGGCGUAAUCGGUGUAAUCUCUCGGUCCCUCAUAAUGAGUCUGAGCUGGCGAUGGUUCUGGAUAAUCCGGUCCUGGCCCGUAAACUGCUGGUUCUGUACGGGACACCACGGAACAUAGACGUGUGGGUGGGGGCCAUUUCAGAACCAGCUGGGCCUGGGGGCCGUGUGGGGCCUCUGCUGGCCUGCCUAUUGGCCAAACAGUUCCGCGCAGUCAGAGACGGAGACCGGUUCUGGUGGGAGAGAGAGGGGGUGUUUAACAGACAUCAGAGGGAAGCUCUGCGUUCUGUGUCUCUGUCCCGUAUCAUCUGUGAUAACACACACAUCCACUUCGUACCUGCUGAUGCUUUCGCACGCACACUCCACCCUGAGGACCUGCUGCCCUGCACACAUCCACGCAUCACGCCCCUCAACCUCACUGCCUGGAGAGAGCCUGACACAGACCCCAGAUGUGGCACUGUUCCCAGGUUGCUGUUGGGUUUCUCUAUGCUGUGUGACAAUUCAGUGCUCUAUCAGUGUCCCUCUGGCUACCAGCUCCAUGGAGCCACACACAGCAAGUGUGACCCCAGCACAAACCAGUGGACCCCAAAACCUCCCAUCUGUAAAGAUAUAGAUGAGUGUGCGAAUAGGCCCUCUGUCUGCCCCCAAGACAUGGAGUGUCAUAACAUGCCUGGCUCCUUCACCUGUACAGAGCCCCACCCACCACCCCUGUCAGUGUCAUCUGUUGUUGCCGCGGUGAUGGCAGUGUUGUGGGGCGUGGCUACAGUCAUCCUGAUAAUGACCUGUUAUAAAAGGUUUUUCACUGAGAAACAGGAGUCCGUGUCCAGAGCAUGCUGUCAGAGGAACAGCUGA
Messenger RNA from Chanos chanos (milkfish), 2643 nucleotides. RefSeq names its product eosinophil peroxidase (gene epx). The record is from RefSeq and is a predicted model, not a curated record. The transcript has 16 exons. NCBI's taxonomy places the organism in Eukaryota, Metazoa, Chordata, Actinopteri, Gonorynchiformes, Chanidae. The coding region runs from base 1 to 2643 and encodes 880 amino acids. Gene Ontology annotation, molecular function: peroxidase activity; calcium ion binding; heme binding. Gene Ontology annotation, biological process: response to oxidative stress.